AACUUGUUGGGCUGGUGAACAAGAAAGAACACAAGCAGUGAAGAAUAGGCAUGGGGAUACUCUAUUCGGAGGUAUGUGGUCAUUUUUUGCACAGUAACUGAAACUAUUGAAGCUGUGGAUAUGUGUUGGUUUUAGUUUCUUCCCUUCAUGUCGCCAUGUACAUGGGCUUAAAAAUAUGGCAGUCCUUUUCCUUUGGAAUACUGUGUGUUACCUAUUACAAAUUGACAAAAGUGCAAUUUGUAGGAGCAAAAUAAGCACAACAACCAGUAUAAUUAUUGUGGCUUUGUAGACAGAGUUCACGUUUGCUCAAUUUUUUGUUGUUGUUCUGCAUUGAGAUCAGAGUAAUUCUGAGCCCUGGGCAUGGAUAACUAAGAACUGCCAGUGGGUUCCUUAACUUAUGCUGAAUACAAAUAAUAAAGCUGGUGCCCAAGGAAACAUUAUCUAGGGAAGCUUCAGUUUAGAAAUGUGACUUAAAAGAAAUUUUUUAGCUCUUAUGAAUUUUUCCCCAGACUGUAGUUAAGUCAGCACAACCAUGGAUUUCAGCAUAAAUGCUACGUAAGUUUAUUCACUAUUUUAUAAACUUUCCAUUUGCACACUAAGGAACAAAUGAAGGUUUCAGUUCUUUUUUGAUUGUGAAUACAAUGUGUAGCACUGCUGCUUCUCUUUCUGGAGAUAGCAUUGCAUAUAUGUUCCUCUAAAAGGUCACAUUUUCAUCCUGAAAGAUACUCUUAAUUUUAAAUGGCUAUUCAAUGAAGAUAUCUUCUCUUUCAGUAUUAUAGGGAGAAUGAAUCUGCACAUUCACACACUGACGGGCUGAGUAGACUGCAUCACAUUCUUUGUUGUCUCUCUCCAGUUUGGCUACUCAGAAAUAACGUUGUACAAGAAACUAGUCAGCUAGUGGAAUUACAAUGGCAUUUAGGGAAUGUUCAAAUACUUUCUGUGCUUUCUAGUUAAUAACUUCAUAUGCAUUGAUUUCUUGUCUUAAAGUGUUUUAGUGAGAUGUAAUUUUAAGAUAGUAAGAUAGAAAUCUAUAGGAGCUCAAAUAAAGUGCAAGAUUUAUUUGCUGAGAAGUAUGGAAGGGAUACUAGUACAUUCCUCAGCAUCCCAAAUAUGGUUUAAAUGUUACCAUUUAGUUUGUAGAAGGCCUUUGCAUUAAUUUUAGCUCACAGGUAAAGGCUGCGAAUUGAUUAAGAAUAUCUUCAUAACAUGAAGUAGUUCCUUUUUUUCUAAACAGCUGCAAAUGCCUGAUGUAACUUUGGCUGUCCCUUGCAGAAGGCAAUUUCCACUUGAAAUCUUUGUCCCAGCUUUACCUUUAGCCUCCUCUCUAGUGGCUGAAUGCUUUGUCCUUUGAGUUGUGCCUUUAUCAUAGUAUCUCAGAAUCAUUUGACUUGAAAGACACCCUUAAAGGUGAUUCAGUCCAACUCCCCUGCAGCGAGUAGGGAUACCUACAGCUUGUUCAGGUUGCUCAGAGCCCCGUCCAGUCUGACUUUGGAUGACUCCAGUGAUGGGACACCCACUACCUCUCUGGGCAAUCUGUUCCAGUGCCUCACCACCCUCAUUUUAAUAAUUUUUUAUCUCAUGUUUGGCAGAAAUUGCUGAACUGCUAGCUGGUGGUUUAUUACUACUUCAGCAAAUCUAAGCAAGGAACAACUGGACACAAGUAAUGCAAUUCAUUUGGAUCCGAGUAAAUUACCAGCCAAUUUGUCAGGCAGCUUAUAAUAACGACUUCAAUGAAGUUCAGCUCCUUUUGGAUAAAAACAGCAACUACCUGAAUAUCCAGGACAGCUUCGGUGGAGAUACCCCCUUAAUCUGUGCAUGCAAGCAGGGAAACAACAGAAUAGCUAAUUAUCUUCUUAAAAAGAAUGCUGAUGUCAACCUCAGAAACAAGAAACACCGCACUUGUCUGCAUUAUGCUGUCAGAAAACGGUUUACCUUCCUUGAUUAUGUGCUCAUCAUAAUUCUCAUGCCGGUUUUGCUUAUUGGAUAUCUUCUCAUGAUUUCAAAGACAAAACAGAAUGAAAACCUGGUCAAGAUGUUGCUUCGGGCUGGAGCUGAUGUUAAUGCUACAGACUAUUCUGGUAGCACAGCCCUUCACUACGCUUGUGAAAUGAGAAAUCAGGCAGUCAUUCCUCUACUGCUUGAAGCUCAUGCAGAUGUUUCUGUGAAGAAUCAGGAUGGGGAGACUCCUUUAGAUAUUGCAAGAAGACUACAGUUCAGCAACAUUGAAAGCAUGCUAAGGAAAACCUCCUAAUGCUUGGUGGGACUUUAUCAAGGACUGCUGAAAGUGCAGCAAAUCACUCCAUCAGGCAAUACAUCCUAUAUAGCAGCAAGAGUCCUGCAGAAGGCUGUAGACUGGUAACUGAUACUUGGUCCAAACUGUUGUAGACUUUGACUAUUUUGUAUGAGACUUGUGAGUACCCUCAGGACUGUGUGGACUGAAAGGAGUUUAUUUGCUUUUACUAAGCUGUGAAUGAGUACAAUUGCAUUCCAAAUAUUGUUCUUCCCAUCUGCUCCUCCAGUUGUACUGCUUGACUUGCACAGAUAAGGCUUCUGGAAACCUGAGUACCGCAUGUGAUGAUAAGCAGCCAAUGGAGAAAUAAAAUAUCCUUUACAGUC
Molecule: messenger RNA, 2616 nt
Organism: Gallus gallus (chicken)
Lineage: Eukaryota; Metazoa; Chordata; Aves; Galliformes; Phasianidae
Gene: ANKRD22
Product: ankyrin repeat domain 22
Exons: 6
Coding region: 1664-2251 (195 amino acids)
Molecular function (GO): protein binding
Source: RefSeq, a predicted model, not a curated record